Messenger RNA from Bursaphelenchus okinawaensis, 1924 nucleotides. NCBI's taxonomy places the organism in Eukaryota, Metazoa, Nematoda, Chromadorea, Rhabditida, Aphelenchoididae. The record is from the annotation of a GenBank genome assembly.
AUGGCUGCCACUUAUGGAAAUGACAAAGUAAGACUAUUUUAUUAUUUUUUGUUGUAUUUUUGUUAUAUCAAUAUGAUGAAGUAGGACUUAUCUUGUUUUAGGGCAGAGUUUUCGAUUAUUCAAAGUAUCCUCAACGUCGGAUCGCUUUGAUGUUUCUGUAUCUUGGUUGGGAGCAUGAUGGUCUUGUUCCGCAGCCAACAAUGGCUAAUACUGUUGAAGAGGUAAUGUUUUUUACUUAUAUUUUGCUGUUUUAGGUAGGGAACUUAAAUGUGGGGUAAAAGCAUUUUCUUGAGAUUCAUACGUGUUAUUCUGGCUUCUGAUAUAUUUUGUGUGAAAAAAAGAGUAAGAAAAUAGUUAUAAAUUGUUAUUCAGGUUUUAAUAAACGCUCUGCUCCGUUCCAGGCUUAUAUUAACAUCGGAAUGUGGUCUAAAUAGAUGUGGAAGGACAGACAAAGGCGUUUCUGGAUUCAGACAAGUCUGUAGCGUCAUUGUAAGGUAUGAUAUUUUUGUUUUUGUGUUUUAAAGUUUAGGAAGUAUUUUCUGGCUAAAUUGACAGUUUUAUGGCCUAUUUAAGAAUCAGGUUGUGUAUAACAAAUGUUUUAGCUUUAUUAUUAUGAAUAAUGUAAUGCAGACCUAUAAGUUAUUAGAAAUUAAGCAAUAUGAAAGUUUAGGUCUACCGAUGUAAAUGGAAAACAUGUCUUUUGGAGCGAGGAUUCAGAUCAAAGCAAGAGAAUCAAGUCGACUUCUGAGAUUGACUAUGUCAAGAUUCUGAAUGCUGUUUUGCCUUAUUCAAUUAGAAUAUUAGGAUGGGCACCAUGCGACAGAGAUUUUAAUGCCAGAUUUAAUUGCACAGAACGGGUUUAUAAUUAUAUCUUUCCGAAAAACAACUUUGAUAUUGAGGUAGGUAUACCUAUAAGUAUUAAGUGUGUGUUUUAUAUAUCGAUUUUAAAACUCAGACAAGGUUUAUAUUUUAAAAGUUUAUAUAUAGUUUUUAAGAUGGUUAAGCCUGGUUAAUUGAUGGGUUAUUUUAGAAAAUGAGAGAAGCAUCAAAAUUAUUGGUCGGAAGCCACGAUUUUCGAAAUUUUUGUCGAAUUGACAACAAUAAAGCAAGGUUGGAGACUACCUAUGUACGCGAAAUCUUUGAUAUCCAACUGGACGAAUUGAGAAGGUAACAACUUUUAUUUUGUUUUUUUGAAUUUGCAGUUUUAAAUAUAUUUUACUUGCUAUAGACUACCUUUUUUAGUGAAGAAUCUGACAAUGUGUACAAGAUAUAUCAACUGAAAGUGAAAGGAUCUGGUUUCUUAUGGCAUAUGAUUAGAUGUAUUGUUGGAGUGUUGUUUGAGAUUGGGGGCAGUGGAGAAGAUAUUGAGGUAGAUAUACCAGUACUUCAAAUUAAUUUUAAUUACAUUUAUUGAGGUUAAAAAUUAAAAUUUUAAUAUUUUUGAAUUAAAAGAACUGUUACAGGUCAUAAACCAACUCUUGGACGUGGAGACUUGUCCAUCAAGGCCACAAUAUCAAUUGGCUAAGGAAACUCCGUUAUGUUUCUUUGACUGUAACUACAGCAUUCCAUUGGAAUGGAUAUUCGACAAAAUUAAUUUGAAGAAGGCUUUUCAAACUCUUGAGAAAACUUGGUCUGAUUUGAAAGUAAAGUGUGAGACCGUCAAGAACAUGAUGUAUCAACUUUCUGGAUUUAUUCAGGAGGAUAGUCACGAAGCCAUGGAUGAAUAUAUCAGGGAUGGACCUAGGCCUAAGGUAUGUUGUAGUUGAUUUGGAAUAGUUUUCAAAAAGCUCUUAUGUUAUAGUUAUAUAAAUUACAAUUAUAAGGGUUUUAGAAAAAGAUAGCUUUAAUGAACCGCCCAAGAUGUGCGAGUCUGGACGAUCGUAUUCAAAGAAUGGCCAGCAAAAAGUGUCAGCAGGAAAUGUAA